This is a messenger RNA of Aureococcus anophagefferens, 351 nucleotides long. RefSeq lists its product as hypothetical. Lineage: Eukaryota; Pelagophyceae; Pelagomonadales; Pelagomonadaceae. The annotation marks the transcript as partial. The transcript has a single exon. Gene Ontology annotation, molecular function: mRNA binding. The record is from RefSeq and is a predicted model, not a curated record.
AUCCGCCACGCGGCGGGCAAGACGUGGCGCGACGACACGCUCGAGCAGUGGCCCGAGGGCGACUUCCGGCUGUUCGUGGGCAACAUCGGCAACGAGGUCACGGACGAGCUCCUGAGCCACUCGUUCGGCCGCUACCCGUCGCUGUCGCGGGCCAAGGUCAUCCGCAACAAGCACACGAACAAGUCCAAGGGCUUCGCCUUCAUCUCCUUCAUGGACCCCUUCGACUGCGCCAAGGCGCUCCGCGAGAUGACGGGCAAGUACAUCGGCAACCGGCCCUGCAAGCUCAUGAAGUCCACGUGGAACGAGCGCACGCUCUCCGAGGUCCGCAAGCGCGACAAGAAGAAGCGCAAG